Musca domestica (house fly) is the source of this 348-nucleotide messenger RNA. Its product is annotated as general odorant-binding protein 57c-like. The record is from RefSeq and is a predicted model, not a curated record. NCBI's taxonomy places the organism in Eukaryota, Metazoa, Arthropoda, Insecta, Diptera, Muscidae. Bases 1 to 348 code for a protein of 115 amino acids. Gene Ontology annotation, molecular function: odorant binding. The transcript has 2 exons.
AUGGCACGUUAUAUUGUUGAGAUCUCCGCCGACGAAAUAUCCCAGUCCGCAGCAUGUCUUCAGGAAAAUAAUCUAACAAAGAAUGAACUUUUGGAAAUUUUGGAUUCGAUUCGAGCCGGUGCCAAGGAAGUGGAUUCACGUGUCAAAUGCCAUACCCAUUGUCUGAUGAAAAGUUUCGGGCAUUUAGAUGAAAAUGGCAAGUUCGAUCCUCAGUCAAUUGGUGAUGGAACUGAUUUAUCGGACAUUGGUAUGGCGGAUUUGGAGAAAUGCUAUGAAGAGUAUCAGGCCUCAGAUGACAAGUGCGAGUAUGCCUAUUGUGUUAUAACAACAAUGGAGAAUGUUGAAUAA